AUGACCAUUCGUGACACACUUCAGCGUUUUGCUGCACAAAUAUUGUCGCUUUGCGAAUGCACCAGUGAGGGAAGCAGUAAAAUCGACUCACUGCUCAAAUGUGAUUCUGUGGAUGACAUGUCCGCCUGCAUAGUGAAUAAGUAUCAAAGGCAGAAGUUUGCAAAAGAGAACCUUCCUUAUGUUCAGCCACAAGAGCAUACUUCGGACAGUUCCGAUACGUUCCAGUACGUACCUGGCAUAAAAGUGCUGCAAAAUAUGCUCCUCUCCGACAUUUUCCGUGAUAGCUCGCUUUUUGACCGAAGGACAGCAGACCUGGUAAAGGAAGGGUCACAGUUUACACGGUUUUUAAUGCUCUACAGUUACGAACUGGAGAUAGCUAAUCCGCUCGGCUCGAAGCGUGGGUUCAACAAACUUUUUGUUGUUUACUUCAGUGUUGUGAACAUACAUGCAAGAUACCGGUCACAACUGAGUUCCAUUCACGUGGCAAUAAUAGCGAAAUACACAGCUGUGCAAAAGCAUGGUUCGCCGGCAGUCAUGGAGCCAGUUUUGAAGGACAUCAAUCUUCUAAGUGGGGUUGGAUUCACUGUUAACCACUGCAGCACCCACGUUAAAGUUACAGCAGUCCUUCUUGCCUUUUGUGGUGACAAUCUGUCCAUGAAUAAGCUGGGAGGUUUCAGCUGCAAUUUCAGCAAGGGACGUCCAUGUCGCUUUUGUGUAAGAGCUUCUGAAGAUCUGGAAAGCAGCCUUUGUGAGAUUGACACUGAAGUGUGGACAGAAAACGUACACCGACAUCACCUCCAUAAUGUUUUGGAAGGGGGAUCACAACAAAGUAGAAUUUAUGGCGUGAAGGCAACGUCACCACUCCUUGACAUUACAUACUUCGAUGUUAGUCUACAGCUUCCUUCGGACCUCAUGCACGACCUCAUUGAGGGUGUCGUUCCACAUGUACUUCAGCAAGUGCUGAAUGGUUUAAUCACUCACAGCGUGUUGACCUACUCGGACUUGGACAGGGUGGCCGCCUUCAACUAUGGCUUCCAUGACAGAAAGAAUAAACCCGAACCGCUAGCAAGGGCAUUCGUUCAGGGCCACGCAUCAUGUAAGGGAACGGCAUCACAGAUGGGGCGCUUGUUCUACUUGUUCUCCAUUAUCUUCGGAGAUAUUCUUCCGAAGGACAAUCAAGAUUGGGAGAUUUAUCUCAAGCUGCGAGACGUUGUUGGCUUAGGUUUUGCAGAUGAACUUCCCCGUGACCACAUAGCAUACCUUCAAGACAGCAUCACAUUUUUCUUGACUGCAUUUACUGAGAGAUACCCAGCUAAAAUGAUCCCGAAACUCCUUUUUUUUCCACUACCCGAUAAUGAUCAAUGA
Ornithodoros turicata is the source of this 1365-nucleotide messenger RNA. RefSeq lists its product as uncharacterized. The transcript has a single exon. NCBI's taxonomy places the organism in Eukaryota, Metazoa, Arthropoda, Arachnida, Ixodida, Argasidae. The coding region runs from base 1 to 1365 and encodes 454 amino acids. The record is from RefSeq and is a predicted model, not a curated record.